AAUUUAACCCUUUAUUACUUGAUCUAAAUAAAUAGUGAUAACUGCUAAGAAGUCAAUUUGCUGCAACUCAAACUCAAAUGACUCCAUUUCUUUUUCUUUCUGUUCCCGCGAGUUUAAUGAUUCAUCUUCAACCAUUAGCUACCUAAAAACCAGACAAACACCACUUGUUUCAGUUUUGAGGAUCCCCAGACAAGAAAAAGAAACAAAAACAUGACACUGUACAUGCCAUUGUUCAGGUCAUGUUCUAGCCUAAGACCACUCACCCAGCUCCACGCACACCUCGUCGUCACUGGCCUCCACCGUGACCAACUUGCCUCUACCAAGCUUCUCGAGUCCUACGCUCAAAUGGGUUGUCUCCAAUCAUCAAGACUCGUUUUCUACGCAUACCCAUCUCCUGAUUCCUUCAUGUUUGGAGUUCUCAUCAAGUGUUACCUCUGGAACCACCUGUUUAACCAAGUGCUUUCGCUUUAUCAUCACCAAAUCCACAAGGGUUCUCAGCUGAUACAGAACUGCAGCUUCCUGUACCCUUCUGUUCUGAGGGCUGCUUCUGGUGCUGGUGACUUGGUUUCAGGCAGAAAAAUGCAUGGGAGGAUAGUUAAAUCCGGGUUUAGCACUGAUCAUGUCAUUGGAACCUCGCUGCUGGGAUUGUAUGGGGAGUUUUGCUGCUUAAAUGAUGCUCGGAAGGUGUUUGAUGAAAUGUGUGACAGGGAUUUGGUUUCCUGGAGCUCCAUUGUUUCAUGUUAUAUUGAGAAUGGGCAGCCGAGAGAAGGACUUGAGAUGUUUCGUUCGAUGGUCUCCGAGGGAAUUAAACCUGACUCGGUUACGUUGCUUAGCAUAGCUGAGGCCUGUGCCAAAGUUAGUUGUUUGAGGCUAGCUAAAUCUGUUCAUGGAUAUGUGAUAAGAAAAGAAAUGGUUGAUGAUGCCAGAUUGAAUAACUCUCUCAUUGUUAUGUAUAGCCAGUGUGGACACGUGUGUAGAGCGAAAGGGCUUUUUGAGUACCUCCAUGAUCCAAGUACUGCUUGUUGGACUUCUAUGAUUUCAUCCUAUAAUCAAAACGGGUGCUUUGAAGAAGCAAUUGAUACUUUCAUUCAGAUGCAGGAGUUAGAAGUAGAACCCAAUGAAGUGACCAUGAUUAAUGUUCUGCAUUUCUGUGCUAGAUUAGGCCGGUUAAAGGAGGGGAAGUCAGCUCAUUGCUUUAUUUUGAGGAAAGCAAUGGAUGCUGCUGAUCUUGAUCUAGGGCCUGCACUGAUAGAUUUCUAUGCUGCAUGUUGGAAAAUAAGCAGUUGUGAAAAGCUUCUUCAUUUAAUGGGAAACAAUAAUAUUGUAUCAUGGAAUACACUUAUAUCUUUCUAUGCUCGGGAGGGUUUAAACCAAGAGGCAAUGACACUCUUUGCACUUAUGUUUGCAAAGGGGCUAAUGCCUGAUUCAUUUAGUUUAGCAAGUUCUAUUUCAGCAACUGCAAGUGCUGGUUCAAUACAAUUUGGACAGCAGAUACACGGCAAUGUCAUGAAAAGAGGCUUCAUGGACGAAUUUGUUCAGAACUCCUUGAUGGAUAUGUAUUCAAAAUGUGGCUUUGUGGACCUGGCAUACUCGAUUUUUGACAAGAUUACGCAGAAAAGUAUUGUGACAUGGAACUGUAUGAUUUGUGGGUUUUCACAGAAUGGCAUUUCAGUAGAAGCUCUCAACCUAUUUGAUGAGAUGUACUUCAAUAGUCUGGAAAUUAAUGAAGUAACCUUGUUAAGUGCAAUCCAAGCUUCCACCAAUUUGGGUUAUCUUGAGAAGGGAAAAUGGAUUCACCACAAGAUCAUUGUUUCCGGUGUACGGAAGGAUCUUUACAUUGACACAGCCCUGGUAGACAUGUACGCGAAGUGUGGAGACCUUCAAACAGCCCAAAGAGUUUUUAAUAGCAUGUCAGAGAAAAGUGUGGUGUCAUGGAGCACCAUGAUUGCCGCUUAUGGCAUCCAUGGUCGAAUAAAUGCUGCCAUCUCACUCUUCACUAAAAUGGUUGAGUCAGGAAUUAAACCAAAUGAAGUAACCUUCAUGAACAUCUUAUCUGCCUGCAGGCAUGCUGGAUCAGUGGAGGAAGGGAAAUUAUAUUUCAACUCAAUGAAGGAUUAUGGCAUAGUGCCCAAUGCUGAACAUUUUUCCUCCAUAGUUGACCUUCUAAGCCGCGCCGGUGAUAUCAAUGGAGCAUAUGAAAUAACUAAAUCGAUGUUCCGGCCUAUAGAUGCUAGCAUAUGGGGAGCUCUGCUGAAUGGAUGUAAAAUACAUGGCAGGAUGGACAUGAUUGAAAACAUCGAUAAAGAACUUAGAGAAAUAAGUACAGAUGAUACGGGGUACUAUACUUUGUUAUCUAACAUAUAUGCAGAAGGAGGGAACUGGUAUGAAUCCAGAAAAGUGAGAUCAAGGAUGGAAGGAAUGGGCCUGAAGAAGGUACCUGGGUACAGCACAAUUGAGAUAGAUAGGAAAAUCUUCAGAUUUGGAGCUGGAGAUACUUCUGAGUUGCUAAUGAAAGAAAUUUACAUGUUUUUAGAAAAAUUUCAAAGCUUGGCACAGGAACAAGGAUGUGAUGUAGAAUGCUAUAGUACAGUGUAUGGUACUAGAUCUAGUGUAUUUCUUGAGGAUUGUAGUGUUCAUAACUUGCAGAGAGAAGAUAGCAGUUGCACUUGAGAUAAA
This is a messenger RNA of Lotus japonicus, 2676 nucleotides long. Its product is annotated as putative pentatricopeptide repeat-containing protein At1g69350, mitochondrial. Gene Ontology annotation, biological process: RNA modification. The record is from RefSeq and is a predicted model, not a curated record. The transcript has a single exon. Gene Ontology annotation, molecular function: RNA binding; protein binding. Bases 211 to 2670 code for a protein of 819 amino acids. Lineage: Eukaryota; Viridiplantae; Streptophyta; Magnoliopsida; Fabales; Fabaceae.